GCUGAAUAAGAAUUUCACACUGCUGAACUGAAAACAUGCAGAAUGGUGUAUAAGAUUCCUCCAUGUGAAAACACCUUACACAUAAUGUACCUUGAGUCUCAGAGAGGCAUGAGAGAUAAGGUUAAUGGAAAGAGGCUGCAAUAUCCCUCACAACAAAAUUUCAACCCCAAAUGGAAAAAAAGUGCUCUGCAACUUCCACAAUGUGAAAAGAAAGUUAACGUAUGGGAAAUAAAGCCUCCUGAUUUUAGUUAUAAACUGUAUACAUCUUCAAGAUUUCCAGAAAUAUCACCAAGAACCAUUAAGGAAGAACAAAGGAGAGAAAAAAGUGAUUUUCCAGAAACAAUGGUUCUGGAAAAAAAUUUCUGUAUAAGAAAUUAUCCCAAGAAGGUCACAUCUCCCAAGUUUAUAACUCUAUUUCCACAUCUGGAUUCACAUAAAGCAAAGUUAAUGUUUGUAAAGUGUGGAAAAUACCCGAGGGGUGUAUAUGUCAAUCCAAAACCACAUGACUUUCGACAGUAUGAAGCUGAUUUACCAAACUUUGUGACAACUUGUGAAAAGGAUCCUUGUGGAAUAAAAUUUAAGUCACAAUUCUUAAGUACAGAACAGGGGAGUCAUUUACUGAAAGAUGAUAAAAAGAAGAACUCAAUGGAAAGAUUUAUUACUUACAAGCCUUGUGAAUGCACCUGGGACUCAAAACUAAUUCUGACAAAAGCCCCAUGGCCUGUGAGAUCUGCCUCAUACACAAGACACAGAAGGUGGCGUGAUGCAUACAGUGCAUUUAUGGAUCGUGUGGAAGAAAAGUUUGUGAAGACAUGUCAGAUCAGGUGUUGGUGUCCAGAGAAGAAACGGAAGAAACAGGGGCAAAAAUCUCAGAUAGCUGAUGGACCAAAGCAGCACAGGGGUUCCUGAACUCCCCCUUCGUUCAUCUUCUGUGCAUUUCCUAAUAAGAGCAAUGAUGAAUCAAUUGGCACCAUCAUCCUGGAUUCCAGGGAAAUCUGCACUCUCCCAGAGUUCAAGAAAGUCCUAAAACAACAAAUGUUCUCAAACAAAAGUUGCAUAAUUUAAAUUUCCUUGUUACAACAUGGAUGAAGAUACUGUUAUCAGGCUCUUGAUUCAGUUUAUAAAAUUUAGAUCUUGCAACUGGAGAGGAAAUGCUGAUAAAAGUUGUGCUUUCUGUUUAUACCCAAAAUUAUAGAGAUGCUCUACUCUCAGUUCAAGUUAAGAAUAGCACAUAAAUGAGAAUAAUGUUUACUAAUUUUGACCACCAACCUUCUGUAAGUCAGACAUGGCAAAUUUCAUGUUUGCAUUCUUUGUAGAAAAAAGAAUUUUCUAUAUAUAAUAUGUAUUAUUUUAAAGGAUAACUAUUAAACCAUGUGUGCAGAAGUAAUAGUUGAUGAAAGCUCAAAACUUUUACUUAAAAAAAAUACAGAAUGAAGGUGAAGUGGUUCAAAUAAAAAUAGGGCACUUUCCCAGGAGAUUAUUCUCCAAAGAUUAAAAAGUAGGAAAGUUUAAUUUUUGGCAUGGCAAAAUACUUGUAAGAUUUACCUUGUUCCUAGAAAUAGAUUUUAUUUUAGGAAUUGCAGGAUUCCAGAUGGUUUGUGAUAGUGUUUAUUUCUCUAAAAAUAAAAUCAAAGGAUGUGUGUAUGAGCUUUGCAUUCAUAUAUACAGCAUAGCAUGGAUUGAAACAAUCAAAAUUUGCUUGUUACAUUUAUAGGAUAUUGAUAUAAAAAUCUGAAUUUUUACUUUUAAAGUUUUUUCUAGUACAUUUUGGAAAUCUAGCUGAUAGCUUCAACCAUGUUAAAGAGAGAAGAUGUUCAACUAACAGAGAUAAUAAAUGUUCUUCCUGAAGAUUAUCAGGUUUAGAAAAUUUAUAAUUCCAAGCAGGGGUAAUAUUUCUCUUUAAAUGUAUGGAAACCAUUUUCUAAAAUUUUGUUUACAAAUCUCCAGGGAAAGAAAACAAAUGACUUGAAAUUUCUUCUUUGUUUCUGAUAAAUAUUUGCUAACUAUCAUUUUAAAUGGAACAAGGCAAGUGUAUAAUUUAGUGCCACUGCCAGUUUUAUCAAAUUGAUUAUCCUAUCUUACUCCCUGUUUCACUAUGAAAACUGGUUGAAAUAAAG
Messenger RNA from Nycticebus coucang (slow loris), 2117 nucleotides. RefSeq lists its product as uncharacterized. The record is from RefSeq and is a predicted model, not a curated record. The transcript has 7 exons. The coding region runs from base 43 to 909 and encodes 288 amino acids. Lineage: Eukaryota; Metazoa; Chordata; Mammalia; Primates; Lorisidae.